UUGCAUGCACGUUGCCUCUGAAGCCGGUGAUUAUGCCUUUAAGAAGCAACCAGCUCGUGCAUCACUGUUCGCCAACACCAAUGGAAAUAACAACGAGGAUAGUGAGACGACAGCAGCUUUACUGCAAUUAGAAGAUUCCCUACAAGUUUGUGGUCUAUAUAUAGUGGGUGAACCCGAUACCAUUGUGGAAAUAACGAUGAAACACUAUGAUGUUAAUUGUGAAAGUGGUGGUUUAAUGGCGUUUGUGGAUGGUUGGGAAUUAAAUGGUGAAUAUUUUCCCAGCAUAAAGGAUCAUCAUCGUCCAUUAGAAGAAAGAGUACAGGAGUUUUGCAAUAAUUACAAACAUUGGCCACGUUUAACUAACAAAAAGUUCUUCCGGUCUAGUCAAAAUGCUGCUCUUUUGCAAUACCGUAUACCCCUCAAAGGCAGCUUUAUAGCCAAUGUGCGUUUCCAUAAAAUUACCCAACCUUGCAAUAUUUUGGUUCAAGACAUUGAUGCCUUAUACCACAUGGCCAACUAUGGUCAUAAUCGUAAUUGUUCAAUUUCUGCUUUAUUUCCGGCUGCUGUGUCUGUGGCAAAUUUAAAGAUUGGUGGCAAGGCAGUGCGACAGGAUAAACCAAAUUAUGAUUGUGGUCUAUUUGCUGAUCGUUUGGAAAUCGGUGGUUCUUCUGGUUUGGAUUCAACAGCUAUGGAAAAGUCCAGUGAUAUAUGCGGUUUCUCCAAUGAACCUGGACCCGAACAAGCUAUAUUCUGUGGCGUUACCACCAUACGCUUACUCUCCACUGGACGUUUUCAAAAUCAAGCUUCCAUUAUGAUACGUAAAGCCGAAGAGCAUGAUUUGGAUAUUGCAACAUUAAUUUGUGCUCUAUAAAUUAAAAACUCAAAACAAACAUAGUAUACAGCAAAAACUGUAUUCAUAGUCCAAAGAACUUAAUUCAAAAUGUUCCGAACCAAAAAUAAAACUAUAAAAAAUUAU
Molecule: messenger RNA, 976 nt
Organism: Calliphora vicina (urban bluebottle blowfly)
Lineage: Eukaryota; Metazoa; Arthropoda; Insecta; Diptera; Calliphoridae
Product: corticotropin-releasing factor-binding protein
Exons: 6
Coding region: 5-871 (288 amino acids)
Biological process (GO): hormone-mediated signaling pathway; negative regulation of corticotropin-releasing hormone receptor activity; negative regulation of corticotropin secretion
Molecular function (GO): corticotropin-releasing hormone binding
Source: RefSeq, a predicted model, not a curated record